AUGACCUUAGAAGCUGUGGUUUUUCCACAGAGAACAUUCACCUACGGUUGCAAAGAUUACUUAUAUUCAUUAGUUGAAACCGUUGCAAGAAGUGAAGAAUCUUGCAACAACAACUACAGUUUCCAAACAGAAGAAGAACAAGAUCUUUAUGGAAUUAUCAAGAAGAAUUUUGAUUCUUCUUCUCCUUCCGUGGUGCAAAAUGGUAAGAAUCAAUGGGAUUCAAACUCUUCCCCUGAAACUUCCAAUCUUCCUCCUAGUUUCAUUGUCGAAGAAGGUGCUGCCGUACCGGUGAGUCGCAGGCGUAAACGACGCCACACUGCGAUUGCCAAAAACGAGGAGGAAAUCGAGACCCAGAGAAUGACUCAUAUUGCAGUUGAACGUAAUAGAAGGAAACAGAUGAACGAAUACCUUGCUGUGCUCAGAUCCUUGAUGCCUCGUUCUUACGCAAAAAGGGGUGAUCAAGCAUCAAUAGUUGGAGGAGCAAUCAACUUCUUAAAGGAGCUAGAGCACAUUAUCCAAUCCAUGAAAGGACAAAAGAAAACAAAAGCACAACAAGCACAUGAAAAUGUAUUCAGUAAUAGCUCAUCAUCAUCACCCUUUGCUGAUUUCUUCAUGUUCCCUCAAUACUCCACAUGUGCACCUCAGACCAACACGUGCUACCCUGCUAACCCUAGUCAGUCACGUGCCAUGGCAGACAUUGAAGUGACUCUGGUUGAUAGCCAUGCCAAUAUAAAGAUACUGUUGAAGAAACAACAUGGACAGAUUAUGAAGAUGGUUGUUGGGAUUCAAAACCUUGGCCUCAAUAUUCUCCACCUAAAUGUUUCUACUAUGGAUCAUUUGGUUCUUGUCUCGGUUAGUGUCAAGGUAGAGGAAGGGUGUGAACUGAACACAGUGGAUGAAAUUGCAGCUGCUGUGAAUCAACUAUCACUCAGAAUCCAGGCGGAAGCUGUAUUAUAA
Lathyrus sativus (Indian pea) is the source of this 957-nucleotide messenger RNA. The record is from the annotation of a GenBank genome assembly. Lineage: Eukaryota; Viridiplantae; Streptophyta; Magnoliopsida; Fabales; Fabaceae.